UUCCACGGAGCGCUCCAUUAAUUGGGAACACGAACGCCCGCGAAUACAGUUCAGACUUCAAAUCUCCGGCGAUCUCCGUCGCCGGAAGUCCGCCGAUUCGAGGUUCGCCGGAGGUCAUCCUCCGCCUGCUCGAGUUCUCUGCUACCUCCGGCCGCCGUGGACUUCAGGUGCUCUCUCCCUCGGGAGAAACGGGAGGAGGUCAUCUUCUGCGGCCGCGCACGACCGAGGGAGACGGGAACGAAAUUCAGAGACUCGCUCUCGGACAGAGGAGUUUGCUUGUUUUCUCGACUUCCCUCGUUGAUUUCGGGCCGUUGAUAAUCGCCGUUGAGGUCGCCGCUCGUUCGUCGUUCCCAAGAGGCGCAGUGAAUCCUCUGUUAUAUCCUGUAUUUCUGAUCCGAGGCUUCGGAGAAAUUGAUCACCGCUCGAUUCGUCUUCACCGGCGACGGCCAUCAUUGCCGACGCACCCAAGAUUUUCUGUUCUUUGAUUUGCUUGCCGGCCGUAGCAAGAUAUACAGCUUUGUCGUGGCACAGAGGCAGAGACCUCAAACUGCGCGUUGCUGCUGUGCUCAAUGCGAUGGUGGUUUUGCGGCGGUUAUCGGCGAGGAGAACAACGGACAAGAGUCGUUGAUGUGUAUAUUGCCGACUUCUGGUAACAUCCUUAAGUGCCCGGACAUCACUCACGGUCAAGUGCCCGUGAGCUUCCCGGAAGCAUCUUCGGUCAGGGUUUCUUUGUCGUGAAACGGGUUGGUGGAGGUUGCUGUCGGUUCGAGAGUGUCGUGAGUUUGUGACCCUCUUCUUGUUCUCGGGAAAAGAGGCGGCGGUUUUGGAAGAGAUGCAGGCGAGGCGCACGAACAGUUUGAGCAGGGGGAAGCGGGGCCUGGACUCGAGCUCGGGCGAGGAAGGGCAGCCUGAUCGGAAGCAACCUGCUCUUGCGAGGAAUCUUUCCUUGCCUCAAGCAAAUGAAGAAAGAGCCGAGAAAUGUACUACUCAAAUUUCGAUUGCUAGUUCUAGUGGUAUGAAUAUGAAGAUUGAACAAGCCAAAAGAUUUGCAGUCGCGCAAGCGCAACGUGAUGGUAGCACUGGAAACUACCGGAUCUUCGAUUCGCCCUAUGGAAAUUUUCUGGUACCUGUAGUUCCUACUCGUGCAGACCUAGGUGUAUAAUUGUUCUUGCUUUUGGCAAUUUCUCUGAACUGCAUCUUACCCACCAGUACUCAUUUUAAGAAGUUGAUACGUAGCAGUAAAAAUGUGCGGAGCUAUGUGUUCUGAGCAUCAUGUGCUUGACUGGUCAAUCUACUGUUAAGCCUUGCUGUUUACAGGCCAUGGCAUUGCAAUAGGUUCAUAAAACAACCCAGCAAUCUGUGCUCCUUAUCUCUUUAGUUAGUCAAAACAUAUUAGCGGUUGAAAAGAGCCGGAAUCCUCUGCACGUGCAUGCUGACUGGACUGGUAAAGAGUGCGCAAUAAUUUAAGGGACGCCCCAAAGUCAUCUUUGGUGUUUAGUAGGAUUAAAAGACUUUGCCAAGCCAUCUGUAAUAUAUAAUAUUAAGCUUGGAGCAGAUGCUCAAAAUCAGAUCGAACAGUCAAUUCAUAUUAAUGGCCCGUGAUGUGUCACGCGUGGAUCAAGUGGGAUUCGCCGUGCUCAUGUUUUUUGUGUUGAAUUUUUUAAGUAGUGAAGGGUAACGAUUCAUGUGCAACUUGCCAACUUCGCAAGUUGUAACUUUGCGCU
Syzygium oleosum is the source of this 1724-nucleotide messenger RNA. RefSeq lists its product as uncharacterized. Lineage: Eukaryota; Viridiplantae; Streptophyta; Magnoliopsida; Myrtales; Myrtaceae. Bases 833 to 1162 code for a protein of 109 amino acids. The record is from RefSeq and is a predicted model, not a curated record. The transcript is spliced from 5 exons.